Molecule: messenger RNA, 4395 nt
Organism: Nothobranchius furzeri (turquoise killifish)
Lineage: Eukaryota; Metazoa; Chordata; Actinopteri; Cyprinodontiformes; Nothobranchiidae
Source: RefSeq, a predicted model, not a curated record
CGUGCGCGGACGUACGUACGUAAGCGUGACGUCUUCAAAGAGCUAUCGCAUUACUUUGUUGCGUCAUCAGGAAAAAGACCUCAGUCUGUUAAGGUCGUUGUACGAAAUGGAUUACAUCGCAGCUCUCUACAGGAACCGCUUACCACUGCUUAAGUCAUCAGGUAAAACGCCUCGUGAGCUGAAUCUUACAGAGUUGAAGUUUAAAUUAGACCAGACUAAGGCCAACGAGAUGUUACUCUUAGCCAAAGUCAAUGAACUGACAUCAGAAGUUAAGAAUUUACAAGAAGUUUUCUCUGAAAAAGAAACUGGGUGGAAAAACCAGUUGGACGAUUUAACAAAGAAAAAUACCAGAUUUCAAAGGGAAGUAAGAAAGCAGACAAGUCAGCGGUCUAAUGCAAUGCUUCGGCUGACAGAGAGUACGGCAAAACUAGAAGAAACCGAGAAAUGCCUGGAGUCCUUGAAGAAGGAAUACAAACAUGUCAAACAAAGGCUUGAAAAAGACUUGGAAAAGCAAACGUCAAUCCAAAAGUCCAUUGAGGAAAAACUAAACAAUUCAGUGCAAACAAACACUGAAUUAAAAUUACAAAACGAAGAGUUUUCUAAAGAAAAUGAAAAACUUCAAGCUUUAAAUGAGUCGUUAUCAAAAGAAAAUGAUACAUUGAAACGUUCACUGGAUGACGAAAUAAUUAGAAGAACAGACUUGAAAAAGAAAUUUGAAAACUUAAAAGCUGAACAUGAAGAAGUGGAAACGACCAUCAGGACAAAGGUUGAAGUUCCGUUAAAAAAUAAGAUUAAAGAAUUAAUGGGCCACAUCGACCAACUGAAAGCUGAUGCUAAAAAAAAGUCUACAUAUGUAACACGUUUAGAAGCAGAUAAGAAAACGUUACUAUCAAUAAAGACACAGCUGAAAAAGAAAAAUGAUGAGUGGCCAGAGAAAUACUUUGAAAUUACUCAGGAAAAGGAAAAGCUUGCUAAAGAAUUAGAAUACACACGCAUUCUUCUUGACAAAAAUGCCAAAGAUAUCCAAAAUCUAAAUUUUAAAUUACGCAAUGCUGUCAGUAAACGAUGUGAUGUUGAACGAGAGAAAAAGGAACAAAUUGAACUGAAGGAUAGCAAAAUAAAGAAAUGGAAGACGAGAGCAAAACUCCAACUAAAUGAAACCGCACUUUCUGAAAGUCUAAAAACUGAAUAUGGAAAUAAUCUGUUUAAAGCUCAGGAUCAAAUUCACUGUUUGGAACAGAAGAUUAGUGUACUUACAGAUGCCAACGCACUGCUUUCAACAGAGAAAGAGUCUUUAGUCAAGGCGACAUCGUCCCUGUCUUGCCAGCUGAAGGAAGUUAAGAUGCAGUUAGAAAACACAGAGCAGCAACUGUCGUCAGCUCGGAAUAAAGAUGCCCAACAGUCAAGCAUCUUAGCAACUAAAGAAAUGGAGAAUGAGCAAAUUACCAAGGAGCUUGAAAUAACAGCGACAGAACUACAGAACGCAAAAGACGAAAUUAGCGAUUUAACAAAGAAAACUCAGGAACUUGAAUCUGAAAUCAAACUGUUACCCAGAGAGAAAAUGGAAGUUCAGGGAAAACUUGACCAGCUAGCUGAAGAAUUCUCUAAAAAUGGCUUGAAAUCAGUAGCAAUGCACGUGAAAACGCUGCUAAAUGGUAUGAAUGAAAAAGGCAAGAAUAAAUAUACUGUUGGUCGUUUAAACCUGGAGUUAGAAAGCAAGAAUUUUAUGAAAAAGAUCACGGAACAGAAGGCAGAAAUUGAGGAACUGAGAGGCAAAUUGCAUAAAGCUAUGGCUGCUCAGAGUAGAAAUCUGUUGGCUAAGAGGAGAAUCAUUGAUCUCAACAGGUCCUCAUCUUCACAUGAGGUAGUUAUUAAACUGAAUAAUGACAAGUCAUUUACAGGUCAGAGGACAAAUAUGGUUCAAUUGAAGAAGCCCUGCGUGUUUCCAUCUAUUGGUGUAGAGGGCAGAACCGUCUGUGGAGCAAACUUAGACGAUGGUUUCUGGAUGGGAGUUACUGAGGAUGCACAGUACCCCCUCCCUCCUCCUUAGAGCACUCAAAGACACAGAAAAGAUUGUGGAUGCAUGAUGGAAAGAUUGACACUUUAGUCUUGCAGUGAGGUUCCUAGUUCAAAUCCUGGCAGGAACCUUGCUUGGUAGCAUCUUGUCCUUCAAGUAUGCGUGGGUUUACUCCAGGCGCUCUGGUUUAAACAGAGCAUCAGUCUUCAACAAACUAACUUCUAUAGCGCCUCUCAAGAUAAAAAUCACGAGGCGCUUCACAAAAACAAAAAAUGUAAAAAUAUAAAAAAGCAUUUAGAAAGUGUUUAAAAAUAUAUUUAAAAUGGGCAAAAAUAGGUAAUUGGGAUUUAAAUGACUCGCCAUCUCCCCCACCUGGAAGCAAGCUCAGAGAUGGUUUGUUGCAGAAGAACAUUCACCCCGGCUCAUGACAUCCGCGGACGUUAAUGUGGUUCGAAUGGCAGCAUGCACACCCAAAAAUUAUACAUCAAAACAAGCAGCUCGUCGGUGGGAGGUAGGCUGUAACUUUUGUACACAAUUUGAUUUACCACGGCAAAGUUAUUAGCAAAAAACUUCGGAAAAUGUCUGAAAUUUGGGCAGAUUGAGUUAUCCUUUCAAACGUUGAGUGUGUGGCUUUUUUAGAUUUGCGUUAGCACUGUCUUGUGCCAGGUGGCAGGACCCUUUUUAUUAUGUUUUCAGGAAUUGUCUAGUUUUUCUUAUGCAGCUCGAACGACAGCAUGCACCCCUAAAAUUACACAUUAAAACAGCCCGCUCAGCCGUGGGAGGUGUGGCAUAUUAUUAUGGGUAGAUUACCCAAGCUGGACCUGUUUAGACUUAAGAAAAUCACUUUUUUCACUUUCUUCCUCAUCGUAUUGAAAAUGAAUCCAAAUUCAAUUCAAUUCAAAGAUACUUUAUUAAUCCCAGAGGGAAAUUAGAGUUUCAGUACACACAAUCUGAGGUCAAACAUACAUACAUAGGCAUAGAUACAUGACAAGAAUUGGUGACUGUGGUCAUUUGCAACCCGAGUCGCGCUACCCUAAUAGAGAUCAGAGGGGUUUCUAUAUGAGGAUUGAGACAGGUGGAGGAAAAAAAGGCACGUCAGAGUUACCCUCCACAGGGAGGGCAGCUUUGCUAUGCAAAAAACACCUCAGACAGAAAUGCAACAGACUUCAGACAUUACACAACAUAAGUGUCCAACAUAAGUGUUACGCAUCAUAACAAAUGCUCAAAAAGUGAAAGAAUAGCAGUAAAAUCCUCUAAGCUUCACAGCACCAGAAACAGAAAAGCAAAAAGUCCAAAAAAUACCGUUUUUCUUGAGAAACUAGAAGAAAAAAUGUCCAAAAAAAGGCAAAACUUACAUAUAGUCAGCAGAGCUACUCCAACAUGCAGCCACCCAGAGCAGCGCAGUUCCACUUUCAGAUUCAAAUUUCAUUACUGUCCUAUAAUCAAUUUCCUUUUCUUUACAACUCAAAAGGUUGCCAGUUAUGAGUUGUAAAGGUGAAUGUAAAGGUGAACUAUUUCUUCAUGUUUAACAACAGCAAAGGUGUACAGGCUUUUAUUUUGACAGCGUCAUAUGUAUGUCGAUGGUAGGGAGGCGCAACACAGUAGAAGCAAACGUAAAUCUAUUAGAAGUAAAGACGGAGCAAAGGGUAGACUAUUAACAGUUCACAGAGAAGAAGACACAGAAAGUUUGAAGAAUACUUCUGUCUAGCUUCAGUUGAUAAGGGGAACAAGGUUUGUAACUAUAAUUCAGAAUGUUGUUAUGAAAACGGAACGUGUAUGGGUACCUAUAUGAUUGUAUUAGUUGUGAAAAAGGCUACCAGUGUAAUCAAUUAUGCAUUAUGGUUUAGUUUAUGAUGAAAAUGUUUUAUUUAAAAUUUCUCUGUAGUUCAAGGUAAAGUGUUUUAAGAAAACUGCUAAAAAGAAGAUCUUGUUAUUAAGUACACUGGCAGGUAAAUGCAUCUGGUUGGCUCAGUAUCACAUAGUUUCUCUUGUGUUAGAGAUUUUUAUUAUUGUGAGUUCAUAUUUUUAUGCUUUAUUAGGGAAAACACCCUGAUGGCUGUAACGGCAGUAUGAUUUAGAGAAGUGGAGAAACAGUUAAACAUUCCUACAUAUCACCCUGUAUUGAUGAAGCACUACUGUCAAAAUCUUGAUCUAACAGUGUGGAAAUUCCUCAUUAAAUUCCUGUUUUACCACAGAUUUUGGGUCAGCUACUUCUGUUUUAUCUGUUAGGUUAAGUAAAGGGAGCUGCCGUGUUUGUUUUCAGAAUUAGCUCCACCCACAAAGAUUUAUGGGUGAGGUUGACAGAAAGAAAUAUUUAUGAACAGACCAUGAAAUAAUGAAUUCAAUCAUGAAAUAAUUACAUAUGUUUUUUUAAUGAA